ACUAGUUUACACAAGAUGGCGUCGAAAUUUGAAGAAGGUCGCCAUUGGGCACAAGUUAUUUUCACCCAUGACAGCAAACCUCCCGUCCUUAUUGAUAAAGAGCAGAUCACACUGGGCAGGAAAGAAGAUUGUGAUAUCAGCUUUCCUGGCUGCAAAUUUGUAUCUGGUCAUCACUGUACUAUUACAAGAGAUCCAGGUGGCACAGUUUGGCUUCAAGACUUUAGUACCAAUGGAUCAUUGUUGAAUGGGAAGAAAAUUGACAAAGAGAAGGUAAUUAUAUAA
Messenger RNA from Pocillopora verrucosa, 282 nucleotides. NCBI's taxonomy places the organism in Eukaryota, Metazoa, Cnidaria, Anthozoa, Scleractinia, Pocilloporidae. The record is from RefSeq and is a predicted model, not a curated record.